Messenger RNA from Nothoprocta perdicaria, 2819 nucleotides. It is a transcript of the gene MAP9, whose product is annotated as microtubule associated protein 9. NCBI's taxonomy places the organism in Eukaryota, Metazoa, Chordata, Aves, Tinamiformes, Tinamidae. Gene Ontology annotation, molecular function: microtubule binding. The record is from RefSeq and is a predicted model, not a curated record. Gene Ontology annotation, biological process: regulation of mitotic cytokinesis; mitotic cytokinesis; mitotic spindle assembly. The coding region runs from base 1 to 1713 and encodes 570 amino acids. The transcript is spliced from 11 exons. Gene Ontology annotation, cellular component: astral microtubule.
AUGAAACGGCUUUCCCAGCUCACAGCUCAGGAGAAGAUUCCCAGCAGCUGGGAGGAGCUGCAGGAUACAAUUACUGCUCAUGCAGCAAGACAGCAAGCAGCCGAGUACUCGGAUGACUUCGAGAGCGACGAUGAUGGCAUGUUAAAUAGUACUGUGGAAGACCUUCCUGAAAGUAAUUCAGAUAUUGAAAGCACCAAGAAGUCAAUUGCUUUUGAGAGUUCYCUCUCAGAUGAAGAUACCUCACAAAAAGCAGUUCCUUUGGAAAAUGAAGCUGCCGACUUACCGUUUCAUGAAGAGGAGGCUCAAGAAGCAAUCAUUUUGGAAAAUAAAAACAUGCAGGAUGACAAAAGGGAUAGUGAAGAGGAGUAUUUAGAAAGUCAAAAUGAAGGUGAUGAUAGAAAAAAUGAGGAGGACUGUUCAUCUGCAGAAGAAGUAUCACAAGAUAAUAGUGAGAGUGGCCACUGUAAUGAUCUGGGCAUGCCUGAACUGCAGAGAGAGACAGAAGGGCUUACACUGAAUGAAGAAGAAAAGAAGCCCAUACCAAAGCAAAGGGUGCGCAAAAUGAGAAAUGUGUCGGCAUCAGAUCAAGAUCAGAGAGAGAAUAUCAGCAUCAGUAAGGAGGAUAAUGCAACAAAAUCCCCUUCUGUGACAGACAAAACAAAGACCCCAGGCUAUGAGGAAACAAGGGAAUUAGAGAAUGCAGCAGAUGACAAUUCAGAAAGACACUUGCAAAUUGUGGAAGGACAAAUAGUAACGGAUACAAUGCAGGACGUGUCAGUGGAUCAUAAAUCUGAACAUGCAGAGGUGAAGAAGACUUCAAAGGACUUCAACAAGAAACAAAGUGAAACUAAGGAGACGGUUCCACAAAACAUGAAAAUGUCUUCAUCUGGCAGGUCUUCGUGUUUUUCCCACUUAAAGAAAAAUAUGACAGCUCUUCCUUCAUCUAGAGCUGUUUCACCUCAGUACUUGGGCACGUUACAGGUGUUGGAAGGGAAGCGCUCGCAGAAGUGCAGCGCAGAGCUUGGCAAAGCAGACAGCAUUCGGGCAGCUGUGUACCAGGAUUGGCUGGAAAAGAAAAGAGUCCAUCUACUGGAAUUAAAGAGAAAUAAAAAGAAACAAGCUGAAAAUCUSAAGAACAAUAUUGAAAAGAAAGAAGCUGCAAAAAGAGAGGAAGCRAUUGCAUCUUUUGAAGCCUGGAAAGCAAUGAAAGAAAGAGCAGCAAAGAAAUUAAGUGAAAAAAGGAAGCUUGAGGAGUUGAAUAAAAAGAGAGUGGCAGAACAGAAUGAGGAGAAGAGAGAAGCAGCACAGAAGGCAUUUGAAAAAUGGAAAGAGAGGAAAGUAGAAUACUUAAGAGAGCUGAAUAGAAAAGAGAGACAGUCUGAAAGAAUCAGGAAGAAAAAAGAAGAGGAAUUAAUUGCAGAAAAGAAGAGAGACAGCAUGUCUGCAGUUGAAAGAUGGAAUGAAAAAAAGGAGGAAUGUAUAAAACAAAAGAAGGUAGAAAAAAUCCUAGAGAGAAGAAAGCAAGAAAUGCAGCAGGUGAAGAAAGAAGAAAAAGAUAAAAGGGCUAUGGAAGAAUAUGAAAAAUGGCUGGAAAAGAAAGAAAGGAAAGAGCAGCUGGAGAAGAAGCAAAGGAAACUCRGGGCCAUCCUUGCAGAAAAAGCACCUUCUCCCUGGAGCCCUCCUGGCAAAGUCACAUAUUCAAGAAACUACUGAGCAGUCCACUGUCUUCUGCAUGGAAGGUUAAUCAGCAAAGUGCUGACAGGGACUAGCCAUUGUGUCAGAAACAGCUGAUUGUUUCACUGAAUCCAUAAGGAGGGUUGUAUCCUUUCUUUUUGGUUCAUUUCAUCUCUGGAAGUUAUAGAUCACCUGUUGUUUCAUAUUGUUUUCAGCAAAUAUGCUAAUUUAUUUAAUUUCACAGUUUAACUUGGAUACUUCUUUGCUGUUUUGCUGAAACUGUGUAUUCGGGAUGUGCAAGACAGGACUCUGGCAUUAUCUCCCACUAGGUAACAAUUUACCUAGCAGAACUAUUCAAGWCCCUGGCAACACAGUGCUAAUCACAGAACAGAACUGCUGCUCAGAGUGGUCAGUUGCUCAUAAUCAAGAAAAAUAUUUACACCUACACAUUUAAAAGAGCUUUUUAUAAAAAAAAAAAGUUGAAUACAAGUGCUCAGACAGGAGCACCCAUGCACAUCAGCUCUCCACUGAGCUUUAGCACUAGGAACCUUCAAUAUAGAUUUAGUGCACCAAGACACUAUAAUUGAAAUUCCAUGGAAAGAUGGAAGGUCCAGCUAUCAACAGAUCAGGAGAGUCUGAGGCAAAGCACACAGGAGUGCACAGCACUUGGGACACCCAGUGAUCCUGCUCUUCACUUCUGUGGACCCAGCUAGGGAAGUGGGGCAGGUCCCUAUGGACAGGCUUCCAGGCAACUUGCAGCUGCAAGUGAAACUAACAGUAGAGGUAGCAGCAGAGCUGCAGAAGGGUUUGUCACAUGCCAAUGCCUAAAAUAAAUAAUGCAUCUUUAUUCUCUUCCAGCCUUUAAAAGAUAGGAUAGAAAAUGUUUGACAGAAGGCAGGAGUGGGAAGUGAUCAUUCAGUGAGAUACCUAGAAUUCGCAUGAGUUCACACAUCCUCAGUUAGAAAAAGAUGAAGAUCUGUAGGCAUGCAAGAGUAGCUAAUGCAACAGUUUUAUAGUAAAAUUUUGGGAGUUUUGUCUUAUUUUACAUAAAAACUUGGACUUGUCACAACAUGAUGCAAGCCUUUCAAAAAAUAGAACUGAGAAAUACAAACAUACAUAAACAUUAAAAAGUACAUUUAUCCAUU